AGGGGUGACUCACGUGCGGCCGCCGACGGAACCCCCGCCCCUUGUGUCCCUGAGUCACCGCGGCCCCAGCUCCGUGACACAUUGUCCCCGUGUGUCACCGGCCCUCGAGCCCCUUCGCCGUGACGCCCACCGCAGCAUGUGGGCAGCGGCCAGCAGCAUCCCGAGGACAUCACCAACGGAAAACCCGUCCAGGAGCGAUCUGCGGUGACCCCGGCGGCUCCAUCCUCUGCCCCAAGGUACACAACCAAUGGAGGAAGCUGCUUGCUGCUACCGCAGCUCUCCCCGUCCCCUCCCCUGACGUCACUGCAGCAGGGUGACACCGUGGCUUGCUGGGUGCAGCACCCUGGGGAGGCUCCAACAGCUGCUGCUGGGAAGGGACCCCGUUUUGGCAGCACCUCCACCCAGCGAGGCCCCUGGCUGGGAAACCUUGCACCAAGACACCAGGCUGCUGGGUGAAGCAGGAUGAAUGUGCCAGCUGAGGAGCCAGGCAACCCGGCCCAUGUCACCUUUGAGAGAUUCCUGCGUGCUGGGGAGUGCCAGGAGGUGCUGGGCUGCUUUGGGGAGCUGUGCCAGCAGCUGGGGCUUCAGGGCAGCGGGCUGCAGCUCUACCACGACCUCAAGGCUGCCCUCAACUACUGGAAUGCCAAGGCCCUGUGGAGCAAGCUGGAUAAGAAAGCCGGUCACAAGGACUAUGACCAGGGCACAGCCUGUGCCAACACUAAGUGCCUGGUGGUGGGGGCUGGUCCCUGCGGGCUGCGGGUGGCCAUCGAGCUGGCACUGCUGGGUGCCCACGUGGUGCUGCUGGAGAAGCGCAGCUCCUUCUCCCGCAACAAUGUCCUGCACCUCUGGCCCUUCACCAUCCACGACCUGCGAGCACUGGGCGCCAAGAAGUUCUAUGGACGCUUCUGCACUGGCACGCUGGACCACAUCAGUAUCCGUCAGCUUCAGCUGAUCCUGCUGAAGGUGGCUUUGCUGCUGGGCGUGGAGGUGCACAUCAACGUGAGGUUCUGUGGCCUCGUCCCCCCCUUGGGCAUGGCAGGUGGACAGGGUGGCUGGAGGGCUGUGCUGCAGCCCAGCUCCUCUCCCCUCAGCCACUAUGAGUUUGAUGUCCUCAUCUCAGCUGGCGGAGGCAAAUUUGUCCCUGAAGGGUUCAAGAGGAAGGAGACGAGGGGCAAGCUGGCCAUUGGCAUCACCACCAACUUCAUCAACCACCACAGCCGUGCCGAGGUGGAGGUGGCCGAGAUCAGCGGCGUGGCCAGAAUCUACAACCAGAGCUUCUUCCAAAACCUCUACAACAGAACGGGCAUUGACCUGGAAAACAUCGUCUACUACAAGGAUGACACUCACUACUUUGUUAUGACGGCCAAGAAGCAGAGCCUGCUUAAGAAGGGCGUCAUCCUCCAGGAUAAAGUGGAUAUUGAGAGCCUUCUCGCCCCUGAGAACGUCAACCGUGAUGCCCUCCUCAGUUAUGCCAAAGAAGCUGCCAACUUCUCCACCAACUACUGCCUGCCUGAGCUGGAGUUUGCCCUCAACCACCGGGCACUGCCAGACGUUGAUAUGUUUGACUUCACCUGCAUGACGCGCUCGGAGAACGCGGCGCUGGUGCGGGAGCACAAUGGAGCCCGUCUGCUCCUCGGGUUGGUGGGCGACUGCUUGGUGGAGCCCUUCUGGCCACUGGGCACUGGCGUGGCCAGGGGCUUCCUUGCUGCCUUCGAUGCAGCGUGGAUGGUGCGACGCUGGGCAGCUGGGACACCCCCCCUGGAGGUGCUAGCUGAGAGGGAGAGCAUCUAUCAGCACCUCUCACAGACCUCCCCAGACAACACCAACAAGAACAUCAGCCAGUACAGCAUCGACCCAGCCACGCGCUACCCCAACAUCAACCUGCAGGCCAUCAAAGCCAGCCAGGUCCGGGACCUCUACCUUGUGGGCAUGAUGGAGGUGGACCACAAGAGGAAAAGUGACAACCAGCUCAACACUGCAGUCUCUGGAGAUGCCUAUGAAGAGCUGCUGAGCUGGUGCCAGGCCAGCACAGCUGGGUACCGUGGUGUGGCUGUCACCAACUUCACCACCUCCUGGACCAGUGGCUUGGCCCUCUGUGCCCUCAUCCACCACUUCCACCCCGACCUGGUGGACUUUGACUCUAUAGACCCCCAGGAUCCCAUUCAGAUCCACCAGAUGAUGCUGGACAAGGCAGAGCAGGAGCUGGGCAUCCAGCCUGUCCUCUCCAGCACCGAGAUGGCCACCAUGGCAGAGCCUGACCGCCUGGGGCUCAUCACCUACCUCAGCCAAUUUUAUGAAGCUUUCAAGACCUCUCCAGAGGAGGAGGAGGUCAGCCAGAAGCCGCUGUCUCCCCGUGGCACACGCGGGGCCAUCCUCUUCCUCAGCAAGCUGCAGAAGAGCCGGAACCUGACACACAAACGUACCCAGGACAAUACCCAGCAGGAUGCUGAGACCAAAAGGAUCUGCAGGGACACCAAGGUGGACGUGGGGCUGGAUGGAGACACUCCAGAUGCUGCCCACAAGCUGCUGCAACGCACAAUGUCACACCCAGGGCAGCCGCCGGCCCGUGGGGACAGCAGUGACGCCUGCUACUUCUGCGGCCUCCGUGUCUACAUCCUGGAGCGAGCCAGCGCCGAGGGACACUUCUUCCACCGCAGCUGCUUCCAGUGCCGGCGCUGCGGAGCCACCCUGCGCCUGGGUGACUACAGCUUCGACGAGCAGCACGGUCAUUUUUACUGCUCACUUCACUACUCUACUCCACCCAGCAUGGACCUGCCCCACGAUGAGCCCCCAGCGCUGCCCGAUGGGGAUGCUGCUGCCACUGGCCUGCCCUUGGAUGCUGGGAGCUCAUGCGUGUCCCCCAGGGAGGGGGCACCCAGUCUCCUGCAGCCCGUGACAGCAGCCCCACAGCCGGGGAGAGAGCCUCGGACAGCAGAAGAUGCAGAGGAUGCUGGUGACAUGAAGGAGCAAGAAGUUACUGUUGACAUGGAGGAGCAGGAGGAUGUGGGUGAUAGGGAGGAGCAAGAAGAUGCUGGUGACAUGGAGGAGCAGGAGGAUGCUGAUGACAUGAAGGAGCAGGAGCUGCUGGCACAGCCCAGGGGAGACAGAAGGGAGGAGGCAGAUCCCAGAUUGGAGCCCCAAGGGGUGGCAGAGGAGACUGAGGAGCGUGGGGGCAGGAGGAAGAUAGUCCUCACACCGCUGGAGAAGUUCAAGCUGUCCACACUGAACCUCACCAGUGAAGCAGAGCCUGAGCCACCACUGAAGCCAGCUCGUCUGCGGCUCCAAGUGCCACCCGAGGCUGCCCCUGCCCUGUGGGGGGGACAAGACCCCUGGGGAGAGGAGGAGGAGGAUGACAUAGCCAUGGAAGGAGCUUUGGAGGAGAGUGACAGUGAGGAAGAGGAGGAAGACACAGUCCUUGGCACUAUGACACAGUCGCUCCUGAACCUCAGGCCAGAGGGGAAGCCAACCACACUGGAGCGUACCCUGACCCGCCGGGCCCGGGACGCCCAGACCAAGCGCUUCCGCCAAGCCCAGGCCAUCCAAAGGCGGCUGGAAGAAAUCGAGGUGACAUUUCGGGAACUGGAGCAACAGGGCAUCAAGCUGGAGAAGUUACUCCGGGAUGAGGGAGGCACCCCAGAAGAGCAGAAGACACAGUGGAUGAACCAGCUGCUGUACCUGGUCCAGAAGAAGAACAACCUACUGUCUGAGGAGUCGGACCUUAUGAUUGUGGUGCAGGAGCUGAAGCUGGAGGAGGAGCAGUGGCAGCUUGACCAGAAGCUCCGGUACUAUGAGAGCAAGGAGGAAUCCCUGAAGACACCUGAGGAUCGCAUAGCUGCUCAGGAGAUCCUGGCGCAGCUGCUGGAGGUGGUGAGGAAGCGCGAUGCCCUCAUCCUCAGGCAGGAGGAGAAGCGGCUCAGCGAGCUGCAGGCCUGAGCCACAUGGUCCCAGAACCUCCCUGUAGGGCCACAAACUGUGUCCCCUGCCCUGGCAUUACCCUGAGCUGCCUCUGAAGGUGGCGAUGCCUGAGCCAUCUGCACGCAGCUGCUCCUGAUUGCCAAAGCCUGCCAGGGAGGGUCUGGACCUGCUGGUAGACAUCCCUGUGGGGAGACACCUUGGAACCACCCCAGCUUUGGGGUGCAGAGAGGCUGUCCCCAGGACUGGCUGGAUUGCCUUUGCCUUGUGCUUGCUUGAAAACAAGAUUUGCAGGGGGCUACAAAACACGGGGUUGUGGUGGCUCUGCCCAGGGUUUGCUGCAGGAGUAAGUCCCACAGGGUGUCCCCCAGCCCUGGAGGUCCCUCAGCCAUCACCUCUUCGAAGGCUUUGUCCAGCAGAGCCCCUCAUGCUUGAACUGCAUGGAUGGAUGCUUCAGGGCAGGCUCCAGCAGGAGCAGUGGCUCCAUCACUAUCUGUCCAGCCCCGUGCAUCAAAGGGCUUUGCUCCCAGCAGCAAGGUUGUGACCACGGCC
Molecule: messenger RNA, 4464 nt
Organism: Dryobates pubescens (Downy woodpecker)
Lineage: Eukaryota; Metazoa; Chordata; Aves; Piciformes; Picidae
Product: F-actin-monooxygenase MICAL1
Exons: 26
Coding region: 463-3933 (1156 amino acids)
Molecular function (GO): FAD binding; protein binding
Source: RefSeq, a predicted model, not a curated record